This is a messenger RNA of Ostrea edulis (European flat oyster), 4294 nucleotides long. RefSeq lists its product as uncharacterized. The transcript is spliced from 11 exons. The record is from RefSeq and is a predicted model, not a curated record. The coding region runs from base 1475 to 3304 and encodes 609 amino acids. Gene Ontology annotation, molecular function: protein binding. Lineage: Eukaryota; Metazoa; Mollusca; Bivalvia; Ostreida; Ostreidae.
AACAAUGUUAAGUUUAAUCAUGAGUGAGGAGUGCAAAAACCCAAGCAUAGUUUGUGACUCGUUUUAAAUUAGUUGCCAAGGUGUGUAUUCCUGUUUUGUCGGCUUCCAAAAUAUGAAAUACAGAAAAUAUGUUGCUUUGUGUGAAGUAAUCUUACAAUGGACAUAAAACUACAUGUAUUUACAUGUAUUUAACCAAACGAUCUAUUGGUUAAUCAUGAUGUUCACCACGAAAGUGCAAAUGAAUUCAUGCACAUCUUUUAUGCAGAUAAUUGAUAAAAAGCCAAUUUAAGUUGCAUAAACUAUAACUUAGACUUUUAAUGUAGUUUAUUUUUAACAAGAUUUUUUUUUUUUACAAUAACUCUUAGAAAAGACUCCAACAAAAUUUAUGUUCCUUAAUCAUGCAUACAUCUAAAUAAGUCAUUGAUUUUGCAAAAUCUGAUGACAUCACAGUAGGGUGGAAUUACUUUAAGAUGAGCUAUUCUGAUACUUCUAAUAUUUAGUGUAGUAUGCCUAGGACAUUGUCUACAGUUGAUCCAGGAUUGACCUCGAUAUCACAUGAUACCAGUAGAAUAAAUGUGAAAAAUUGUAGAUAAAAGUUAAUGAAGACUGCAUUAUCCCUAAUACAUAUUGCACCAUGUAUUAUGAGGCUGACAAUUUUUAAGUGAUUUAAGCUUUAAAUAUAAAAUUUCGAUAAUAUCUGCAUGAAACAUGUACAUGUAAAAAGAGCCGAUUGCAGCAGUUCGAUAGAAUUACUCACUCACUAUCAAGCUUUUUAUGUUUGUAAAUAACAAAAAAGGGAAAUAGACAAAAUUCAUACGCUAUGUGGAAGAAAUGUAUGGGUACUUUGGCACACGUAGUAUAUGACAAUUGAUCAUAUUUUGACCAUGUAUAAUGUCGGGAAAAAAUACAUCAAAACAAAACACGUUUGUAGAAAAAAAAAAAAAAAAAAAAAAAAAAAAAAAAAAAAAAGAAAAAAGAAAAAGUAAAAUACCAAGCAGUGAGAAAAGAACUGCUGUUUGUCAUACAUUUUCUUUGGAAAAAAAUUUAAACACCACACGAUUCUACACGGUUUCAGCACAAACGGGUGAUCAAUAUGAUGAUGUUCAACAUGAAAACAAAAUAUCAUAAAACCAAAGGAUUGAUUGAUGAAUGUUUUAUUUUACAUUUGGGCCGAAUUGUCUCUGGGCCGGAAUGUCAUUGGGUCUAAGUGUCAAUGUACUAUGAUGUUGUUGAAACGGAAUAUUAUGGAUAAAAAAUGGGCCAAAGUGUCUCGUACGAAAAAAAAAAAAAGUGGGUCGAAAUUACUUGGGUCGAAUUGUCUCUGGACCGAAAUGUCUCAAGUACCAAAUAAAAGAUAAUCGUGCAGUCGUAUGGUUCACUAUUUCUAAUUAUUCUAUACAUGGAGUAAAUGGAAUUUGUGGUGAUAAAAUUAAUCUAUGAUGAAUAUACUCGUUUUAAGUUUUCUUUUUCUUGAAUGAAUGAAAGGAAGAAAUUCCAAUUUUAUCCGGAGAAUUUUGUUGUCCUUAUACACAACCGUAAUUUGCGCCAACUUUUAGCGCCAUUUACAAUCAGAAAGAAGUACACAUUUGCAAUGGGAGAAUUUAAUGUUUUUUGUAUAUCCAGUGUAGAUGAUCCGCCUAAACAGUUAAUGAGACGAGAUGAAGGUGUAUAUUGUCAAUACAUACCAACACCCAUACCAGAUCAACUGAUCAUAUUUGGAGUGGGUGAAUGGCCCAGUCAGGUUGGAGAGCUAGAAGUGGAAAUUGCCCUGAGUUACAAAGAUGAACACCUAUGUCUAGGGAUGUUAACAGAACAAACCCGGGCUCUUUGCUGGGAAAAGAAUCGUUGUGAGAUUCCAAACAUUAUGUCUUCAGAAGCUGAACAAGGCAUGGCAAAGAUGUGUAUAGAAUUCAUCACUUCAGAAUCGACCAAAAACCUAGUGGAUGGAGAAAAAACCCAAAGCAAAUUUAAAAAGGAGAAAUUGUCAGACAAGGAAAGAAAUGAAUCUACACCAAAGGUCACCAAAAAAGGGAAGAAUAAAGAUGCAUCGAAACCUGUCAAACAAAAGCGUAGGUCCAGCGUAAGUAAAGGAGAGAAAACUCCCUCUGGACCUACCCCUAAAAGGACCAAGAAAGUCAAAGCCCUGCAGGGUGACAACAAUAUGAAUGACAAAGAAAAUAUUGACAUCGAUGGAGUUCUGAAUGCUUCUCCAGAGAUGAAUAAAUUUACCAAGAUGGUACAGGGAGGGAAGCCACGAGUUGCCAUAUGCAAAGACUUGACUAGUCGGGCACCACAUCCAAGUAGUAGAUGGGGACACAGCAUUUGUAUGACUGACAACAACACUGCAGUGGUUAUUGGGGGCCAGGGAGAAAGACAACAACUCAGCAAGGACUCAGUCUGGUGUCUCAAUCCAGUAACCAGGAAAUGGACUUGUCCUGAGGUGUUUACUGAAUCUCAGAAGCCUGAAUACCGUAUGGGACACACCGCAACCUAUGACCCCAAACUGAGGUGCAUUUAUGUGUAUGGUGGAUCCAAAAACCAGAGGUGGUUUCAUGAUGUUCACAUGCUAGAUGUGGAGGAGUGGAAAUGGACUCUACUCAAGGUAGCAGGGAAGGCCCCUACUAGAGCGUACCACAGUUCCACUCUCUACCGAAAUGAGCUGUGGAUCUUUGGGGGAGUUUACCCCCGGCCUGAUCCACAGCCAGAUGGCUGUAGUAACGAGAUCCACAUCUUCUCUCCAGUAUCCGAGAACUGGUACCAGCCCAUUGUCAAUGGGGAGAAACCUCUGUGUAGAUCAGGGCACUCUGCUACAAUGAUCAAUGACCAACUGGUUGUGUUUGGUGGCUGGGAUGCUCCUAUUUGUUACAAUGAUCUCCACAUCUUAGAUAUGUGUUUUGUUGAAUGGUCUAAACCCAACGUGCUUGGAACACCCCCUCUACCAAGAAGUUGGCAUGGUUCUUCUGCUCUAGCCAACAACAGAAUUCUCAUACAUGGGGGAUAUGAUGGGAAUCUGGCCCUGGAGGAUACACAUAUCUUUAACUUAGGUACCCUGAGUUGGAUGAAGAUUCUCCUGAAUCCUACCCCAAUUCCCCGCUGUGGACAUCAGACUUUGUCCCUCCCAUACUACCAUGAGAACCAGGAGCAGGACGAGGUGCUGAUAUUUGGAGGAGGAGACAAUGAUGGGGCAUUCUUCCAUGACCUCAUCAGUGCCAGUAUUCCGUUAAACCCUGAAGCUGAUACUGCAAUUUCUAGUUAUGGGCCGCUUGUCCUGGAGAAUGUUGAAAAUCAAGUCAAAGGCAAAUGAAUAGGGCAUUUUGUUUGUUCUACUCUUAUUGUCACAUACCACCAUCAGUUGCAAGUUAUUUAUUACUUCCAAAAGGAACAAAUAGAAGUAAGAUAUAGUUUGUAUUCAGGUAGUGUGAAUUAUUUAUUGGUAUUUUUGGGGGAUAUCUCCCUCUUUAAAAUUGGGUAGUAAGGAGGUCUUCCAAGGACUUCUUGGAGUUUGAUUUGAAUAGUAAUGUAAUGCUAUUCAUUGCCAAUAGUUAGAAAUUUGGUAGAAUUUAAAAGUAAUCCUUGUAUAAAUAUAGGGAGCAUAGGAAGUCUUACAUCUAGUUAUCACUUUUUAAAUAUCUUAAUUUCAUUUAGCAGCUGAAAAAUAACACAUUGGCAUGCAGGAUUUAUAAAAAAGCUGAAAUAGUCUGUGUGGAAACUGGUACAUAAUGUGUAUGUAUACAUGUAUAAGUAUGUCUUGUAUACUGAUUUUUGUUUUUCUAUGUAGAAGUCCAUGUUCAUAAUGAGUAGGAAUGAUUAUGAUUGUGUACUGAACAAGUUUAAGUCAUGAUGAGUUGCUGUUGAUUACAAGAAAAUAUCUCAAAUUGUAUGUGUAAAUGUAGAUAGUAUUUUUUAUAUUGAAUUUACCUGUACUUUCUGUGUAAUGUAUUAUCAUUUUAGUGUUAUUACAUUUCUGAAUUAGAUUUUUCAUGCAUGUUCAAAUCACUUAUUUCUGUUACGAAUGCAUACUUUAUGGUUUCAUCUUUUUUCAAAUUUUGCGGAGAGAAAAAUCACAGGAAUCCUGCCAGUUAAUUUUUUUAUUAUGCAAGACGUUUUCAUUUUAUUAAAUAUAGUCACAUAUUCUGCUUCUCAGUGUCAUUGUCUUCCUAUGUUAGAUGUGAAGUUGAUUGAUUCUCUGCAGUCCUUGGUAUGGCAGCUGUGUGAGUUCUGCACCAUGAAGAAUUGGGUGUGGUCUAUAUAUUUUUCUUGUAUACAAGAAUCAAUAAAAACCAGCAAAUUUUUA